This is a messenger RNA of Closterium sp. NIES-65, 3509 nucleotides long. The record is from the annotation of a GenBank genome assembly. Lineage: Eukaryota; Viridiplantae; Streptophyta; Zygnematophyceae; Desmidiales; Closteriaceae.
AUGCACUCUCCAUACGGUAGUAACAACAAGUCUGGGAAGGCAUGCUCAAGACGAGUGGCUGCUGCUUCUGGUGGCAAUGCUGCCUCUCCUCGUCUCCGCCCUCACCACCCUGGCUCUGGUGUGUGCAUGCGUCUCCACACCACACACGCCUCACCACGCACGCCUCUCUCACGCUCUCCUUUCCAGCAUCUUUGCUUCCAUGGUUCAUCUAUUUCAACCGAUGCCAAGGCGCACUAUGCGGGGCGGGUGGUGGCGCUGGUGAGUGGGGCGAGCAGGGGCAGCGAGGCGGCGUGGAGGGCGUUUCUCGCGCAGCUCACAGAGACCAUCUUCUUCAUGGCUGCCUCUGUUGUGCUGGGGUACGCUGCUCCCAUGCUCCCACACUCCCUUGCACCGCAUGUACCAAUUUCUGAGGUGCUCUCAGAGAUGUUUUCUACGGCGGUGGGCACCAUGGUGCGGACGUUCCUCUUCUCAUCUGCCAGUGAGCGCGUAGCGGCGCACAUCAAGACCAAGCUCUUCCGAUGCCUGCUCGCCCAGGACAUGGCACUGUACGACAGUGUGCGGGUGGGCGAGGUGGCAAGGCGGCUGACAGACGACACGGGGCUGGUGAGGAGCGCGCUGGGCACGGGCACACCAGAGGGCCUGCGCUCCCUCUCCACUGCUGCCUGCGGCCUGCUGCUCAUGCUCGCCAUCUCGCCCACUCUCACAGUGCUGGCGCUCGUGGUGCUGGUGCCCGUGGCAGUGGCAGUGCGGCACUACAGUUACGCCAUUAGAGCCCUGGCCAGGGACGCCCAUGCUGCUGCUGCCACUGCUGCCGCCGUCGCAGAGGUGAGUCGGGUGGGGCCUUGUGUAGGGAGAUGCGUGGGCGGGAGUGGAGGAUGUGGUGGGAGAAGGCGGACGUGGAAGGGGGAUGUGGUGAGGGAGAGGGAGCAAGGUGGGGCGAAGGAGGAUGGUGGUGUAUGGGAUGAUAGUGCUGUGUAUGACAGUGCAGUGGAGAGUAUGAGCCUGCGGUGUGCUUGCGGUGCAGCUUCUGUGCAUGCACGCGUGCACAUCGCUCAAAAUGCUUCUCCUCCACAUUACCAUACCACCAUGCCCACUCCAUCCCAUACCCCACCCCAGGAAGUGCUGCAGGGCAUUCGCAUGGUGCGGUGUUUCUCGCAGCAAGAGUGGGAGCACAACCGCUUCGCACUGCUCACCAGACACUGCAUGCACAUGGGCGUCACACUCGCGGUACCAUCCCCACCCACCUUCCUAUAUUAUUCUUUUGUCCACACCCUCGCGGUGCCUCCAACCGUCGCCCUCACCCCUCGCGCUCACCCCUUGCACUCAUCCCUCGCGCUCACCCCUCGCCCUCAUCCCUCGCGCUCACCCCUCGCGCUCACCCCUCGCGCUCACCCCUCGCGCUCUUCCCUCGCGCUCACCACUUCACCUGAAGACAAGUGCUUCUUCCUAACUCCCUCUGGAUCAGUGCUCAGUGCACACCUGUCAGCUUCUUUCCGAGUGGGGCUGUUAUCAGGAGCAGUGUAUGCGGGUGCAGGGCUGGCAGUGGUGGUGGUGUUCGCGUAUGGAGCAUACCUGUCAGCCGCGGGAGCCGUGGACAUAGGGGACCUCGCAUGCUUUAUACUCAUUGCUGUCACCGUGGGCAUGUCCGUGGCAAAUCUAAGUGGCAUAUACGGCACGAUGGUGAGGGCGAUGGGGGCAGCGGAGAGGGUGCUGCUCAUGCUCAACAUGCACCCGCGCAUGCCACCCCAUGGCAACCGAUGCCCUCCCAUGGGCGGAGAGGGGCCAUGCCUGCUGUUUGACAGAGUGUGGUUCGCAUACCCCUCGCGACCGGAGCACUGGGUUAUCAAGGGUCUCCAACUCGCGUUGCCAUGGGGGCAUACAGUCGCUCUUGUGGGGGUCAGUGGAGGGGGCAAGCUCAGCACCAACACAUGUGACUAUCCUCUCUUUUCUUCUUCUCCUCUUCCCACCUGCCCCUUCUCCCCUCGCUUCCCUCUGCUCCCUCGCCUCCUCUCUCGCCUUCUCAUGCAGUCCACUCUGCUGUCACUAGCGCUGCGCCUGUACGACCCCAGUGCGGGCCGCAUUCUGCUGGCAGGCGUGCCACUGCCUGACAUCGACAGCAACUACCUCCACUCCAAGGUGUCAGUGGUAUGGCAGGAGCCGCUGCUGGUGAGCCGUUCAGUGGCGGCCAACAUCAGUUACGGCGUUACCACCCCCGUGCCCCUCUCAGCCAUCCAACGCGCCGCCACCAUCGCCAACGCUCACCACUUCAUCUGUGCUCUGCCGCACGGGUACGACACGGAGGUGGGGGAGAGGGGCGUGCGGCUGACAGGGGGGCAGCGGCAGCGCAUCGCCAUAGCACGUGCAGUCCUGCUGGAUCCACAGCUGCUGCUGCUGGAUGAGGGCACAGCCAAGAGUGAUGCUGAUAGCGAGCAUCUCGUGCAGGCAGCUAUGGACGAGCUCAUGAAAGGCCGCACAGUACUAGUGAUAGCGCACCGGCUCUCUACAGUCAAGGCGGCACACACAGUGGCGGUGGUGGCGGGGGGAGAGGUGGUGGAGAAGGGCGGGCAUGAGGAGCUGGUGAGCACAGGGGGCAUGUAUGCCCGCCUCGUGCGCCGACAGCUGCAGUCCCAGGGAUCUCUCACUCUUAAGAGCGCUGCUGCUGCUGCCGCCGCUGCAGCCGCUGCUCCAGCUGCUACGGCUGCUGCCGGUGCUGCUGGGGUUUCUGGUAUUGCUGCUGCUGGUAGUGGUACUGCUGGUGGUGCUGGUGAUGGUGAUGGUGCUGGUUCUGCUGCUGCUGCUGCUGCUGCUGCUGGCACUGCAAGUGGUGCUGGUUCUUCUGGUGCCGGUGCUGUCGCUCCCACUGCAGCUGCUGACAAUCGUGGCAGCAUCAGUGGUGGCAGUGUGGGCGAGGCCUCUAACAUCCCGGCCUCUCUACCCCUUGCUGUUCCAGGCCCCUCCAGUACGAGCGGCACCAGUCGGGAGGGAGUGACAGGCUGGCAGGGAGCGAGGGGAAGGCAGGCAGGGGAGAGGGGCGAAGGAGAAGGGGAAAGUGAAGGGCACAGGCAAGGGGGUGGGGGAGGCCAAGGGGGUGGGGGAAGCCAUCGGGAAGGGGGAGGGCAAUGGGGAGGGAGAGGGGAAGAGGAAGGGAGAGGGGGAGGGCAAAGGGGAGGGAGAUGGGAAGGGCAAGGGAGAGGGGAAGAGGAGGAAGGGAAACGUGUGGGCUUGAGGCAGUUGGGCCAACCACUUGGCCCUUUCGUCUCUUCCACUUUCUCCUCCUCUCUCUCACUCAUAUCCUCUUCCAUAUCCGCUUCUAUUUCCUCUUCCGUCUCCCUCCCCUCCUCAUCCCUCCCACAUUCCUCCACUUUCGCUCCCCAUUUCCUUCUCCCUGCCUCCUCCCUCCCUGCCUCCUCCUUCCCAGCCUCAGCACUCUCUUCCUUACCCCUUCUACCAUCCUCUCUUUCCUCUCCUUUCCAUCCUGGACCUCUCCUCUCCUCUCACACCCGGCCUUG